This is a messenger RNA of Vigna unguiculata (cowpea), 1604 nucleotides long. RefSeq lists its product as uncharacterized. Gene Ontology annotation, biological process: dolichol-linked oligosaccharide biosynthetic process. Gene Ontology annotation, cellular component: membrane. Lineage: Eukaryota; Viridiplantae; Streptophyta; Magnoliopsida; Fabales; Fabaceae. The record is from RefSeq and is a predicted model, not a curated record. Gene Ontology annotation, molecular function: UDP-N-acetylglucosamine-dolichyl-phosphate N-acetylglucosaminephosphotransferase activity.
UAGGAUUCAGCGUAGUAAAUCUCCAAAACAAAGAUCAGCAGUGUAACUGCGAAAAAGAACAACCUUAACAAACCCAACAAUGGGAGCACGAAAGAGACUCUCUUCUUCUGAACCUUCUUCGUCUGUGGUGAAGGAAGACACACAGAACAAACCCCAAGAAAAACCGAACCUUGCAGACCCUCCAAUUGCGCCUCCCAAAUGGGGUCUUCUUCUGAAGCUCUCUCUCCUGGUGAUUCCUUACUUGUACCUUCUCUUUUACUACUACCCCAUCGAACCAGAACUCCGGAGAUCGAUCCUCAUAAAUGCCGGAAUGAGCCUUGCGGGGUUGUUCGUGACGAUCAAGGUGAUUCCCGUCGCGUCCAGAUACGUUCAGAAGAGAAAUCUCUUUGGCUAUGAUAUCAACAAGAAGGGCACCCCUCAGGGAAAUGUCAAAGUGCCUGAGUCGUUAGGCAUAGUUGUUGGUAUUGUCUUCUUGGUGGUGGCAAUCUUGUUUCAAUAUUUUAACUUCACAGCAGAUUCAAACUGGCUUGUUGAAUAUAAUGCAGCAUUAGCAUGCAUCUGUUUCAUGACAUUACUGGGUUUUGUCGACGAUGUCCUUGAUGUCCCUUGGAGGGUAAAAUUACUACUCCCAUCAAUUGCUGCACUUCCUCUGUUAAUGGCAUAUGCUGGACACACAACUAUAGUUAUACCAAAGCCACUUGUUGCACACAUUGGGAUAGAGAUUUUGGAUCUUGGAUGGAUAUAUAAACUUUAUAUGGGGCUGUUGGCUGUUUUCUGCACAAAUUCUAUCAAUAUACAUGCUGGAUUAAAUGGCCUAGAAGUUGGGCAGACGGUGGUUAUUGCAUCAGCUAUCCUGAUACACAACAUUAUGCAAAUUGGAGCAUCAACAGAUCCUGAAUAUAAGCAAGCACAUGCAUUCUCUAUUUACUUAGUUCAGCCUUUGCUUGCUACAUCUUUGGGCUUACUUUCUUACAACUGGUAUCCCUCUUCAGUUUUUGUUGGAGAUACAUUUACAUACUUUGCGGGGAUGACUAUGGCCGUGAUUGGUAUUUUAGGCCAUUUUAGUGAAACUCUGUUGAUUUUCUUCCUACCCCAAGUUUUGAACUUUCUCUUGUCACUUCCCCAGCUUUCUGGCUAUAUUCCGUGUCCACGUCAUCGUCUGCCAAGGUUUGACCCUCAAACUGGACUACUCACUGGGACAAAUGAUGGGACACUCGUUAACUUCUUCCUAAGAAAUUUAGGCCGCAAAUCUGAAAAGGCAAUUUGUAUUUAUCUUCUUGCUUUCCAGGCUAUAGCGUGCUGUUUCUGUUUCUUGCUAAGGCAUUUCCUUGCUGGUUGGUACAAAUGAAAGCCCGAAGUGGAUACUAAAAAAGACAUGGAUGAAAACCACGUGAUAGACUGAUUUUGUUGUAUAACCAUUUUUGUAGAAAAAUUUAGUGAGAAUAGGCAUAUAGAUUUUGGUGAACGAAUUUCUUUCAUUAUCUGAAUGUUGUGUACUAAUGUCAACUUACAGAAAUAUACCAUUUCAUUUUUUUUUUUUUCUGGAGACAUUGGAUAGCUUAACAUUUUCGUUUACAAUCCUUUAACAAGAUCAUUUAUAACAA